AUGGCAGUGAUAUCCGUUGAUCAUCCACGAUUUGCUGAAGUUGCUGCGUAUAAGGCCUCCAAUUUAUCGAGACUCUACAAUUUCAACAUUUCUGUUGCAUUGAGUGAUGAAUAUAUGAGAUCAUUGAAUUCUAAGGAAUCAACAUAUUGGAAGAACAACAAUCGCACUCCAAGAGAAUUAUUGCAAAUCAUAUCUCAGCAUUGUCAUGCGUGUGGUGAUCCUGGUUUGGUCUUCAUUGAUCGUGUCCAGAGUGCCAAUCGAGAGCUCACUUCAGAUCUUGGACCCAUUCGUGCUGCAGUUCCCUGUGCAAUCAAUCUCAAUGCUCCAACUCUCUUUGAUGAAAGUUCAAAAACUAUUCACUGGAAACGUCUAAAGCGUGUGGUUUCUAUUGCCAUUCGCUUCUUGGAUAAUGUGGUGGAUUUGUUGGAAAUUCCUGAUGAACAAAUGAGAGACGUUUCCAGGCAACUUCGAAGAGUUGGUUUGGGUGUUGCAGGUUGGGCUGAUUUGCUCAAGAAAAUGGAUUAUCAAUACCAGUCACAACAAGCGCUACGAUUGGCGGAUCGCGUAUCGAGAACCAUCACAAAGCAAGCACGCAAAACAAGUGCUUCUCUUGCUCGUGAGAAAGGUGAAUGCACAUACAGAAAGGGAUUCAGAAAUAUCUCUCUCACAUGUGUUCAACCUACUGGUGGCAUUAGUGCUCUUCUUGGUAAUCAAGGUUACUGCAUUGAACCCUUCUUUGCAGAGGCAAAUGAUCUUUCCUCGAAUGCUCAUAUUCAAAUGCAGGCUGCAUGGCAGAAGAAUAUCGAACAAGGUAUUUCAAAGACCAUUAAUAUGCCACACAGUGCAACAGUUGAAGAUAUCUUUCAAGCCUAUGUGUUGGCAUUUGAAAAAGGCUGUAAAGGAAUCACUGUGUAUAGAAAUCAAUGUCGAGAAACUCAGCCAAUAAGAUGUAAAGCGUGCGAGGAGGAUGUUUGUCCUAAAUUGUAG
Naegleria fowleri is the source of this 987-nucleotide messenger RNA. RefSeq lists its product as uncharacterized. NCBI's taxonomy places the organism in Eukaryota, Heterolobosea, Eutetramitea, Acrasida, Naegleriidae. Gene Ontology annotation, molecular function: ribonucleoside-diphosphate reductase activity, thioredoxin disulfide as acceptor. Bases 1 to 987 code for a protein of 328 amino acids. The record is from RefSeq and is a predicted model, not a curated record. The transcript is spliced from 2 exons.